Oryza sativa Japonica Group (Japanese rice) is the source of this 2160-nucleotide messenger RNA. The record is from RefSeq and is a predicted model, not a curated record. NCBI's taxonomy places the organism in Eukaryota, Viridiplantae, Streptophyta, Magnoliopsida, Poales, Poaceae.
CAAGUUCCCCAUUUCUUUGACACAGCACUAAAAUUCAAUCUCUUGCAUAAAAAAAUUCCCAGCAACAUCACAGCACUAUGGAUGGCCAACUGCAAUCUGCAGUGGCAAUCACUCAUAUAAAGAAGAACCAAUUAAUCGGCUGUGACUCGAUCGGAGAGUGAUCUUGCAAGAAUCACAUACGAGUGAUCAAAAGCUCAGAUCAGAUCAAUGGAGGCUCUAGUGGCGGCGGCGGCGGCGGCUGCGAGGGAUCAGCCAUGGCUGCUGCUGCCGUGGUCCUGGCUCGCCGGCGUCGUGGUGGUGGUCGUCUACUUCUACGCGCCGUGGUGGGGCGUCCGGCGGGUGCCGGGGCCGGCCGCCCUCCCCGUCGUCGGCCACCUGCCGCUGCUCGCCGCCCAUGGCCCCGACGUGUUCGCCGUCCUCGCCAAGAAAUACGGGCCCAUCUUCAGGUUUCAUUUGGGGAGGCAGCCGCUGGUGAUUGUGGCGGAGGCGGAGCUGUGCAAGGAGGUCGGGAUCAGGCAGUUUAAGAGCAUCGCAAACCGGAGCUUGCCGGCGCCUAUCGCCGGCUCCCCUCUCCACCAGAAGGGCCUCUUCUUCACAAGGGACGCGAGGUGGUCGGCGAUGAGGAACACGAUCAUCUCGCUGUACCAGCCGUCGCACCUCGCCGGCCUCAUCCCCACCAUGCACAGCUGCGUCGCGCGCGCCGCGGACGCCAUAGCGGCGGCGGAGCAACGCGACGUCGACUUCUCCGACCUGUCACUCAAGCUCGCCACCGACGUCAUCGGCCAGGCGGCGUUCGGCGUCGACUUCGGCCUGACGGCCGCCGCGGCGGCAGCACCGCGCUCCGACGACGCCGACGCCGACGGCGGCGAGGCGGCGGAGUUCAUCAGGGAGCACGUCCACUCCACCACCUCCCUCAAGAUGGACCUCUCGGGGUCGCUCUCCAUCGUGCUCGGCCUCGUCGCGCCGGCGCUGCAGGGGCCCGCGCGGCGGCUGCUGAGCCGCGUCCCGGCGACGGCGGACUGGCGGACCGCGCGCGCCAACGAGCGGCUGCGGGCGCGCGUGGGGGCGGUCGUGGCGAGGCGGGAGCGCGCCGGCGGCGAGGCGAGGCGGGCGCGGCGGGACUUCCUGUCCGCCGUGCUCAACGCCCGCGACGGCGGCAGCGACAGGAUGCGGGCGCUGCUCACGCCGGACUACGUCGGCGCGCUCACCUACGAGCACCUCCUCGCCGGCUCCGCCACCACGGCGUUCACGCUCUCCUCCGCCGUGUACCUCGUCGCCGGCCACCCGGGCGUCGAGGCCAAGCUGCUCGACGAGGUCGACCGCUUCGGCCCGCCCGACGCGGUCCCGACGGCAGACGACCUGGAGCACAAGUUCCCCUACCUCGACCAGGUGAUAAAGGAGGCGAUGAGGUUCUACACGGUGUCGCCGCUCAUCGCGAGGGAGACGUCGGAGCAAGUAGAGGUCGGAGGCUACACACUCCCAAAGGGGACGUGGGUGUGGCUGGCGCCGGGGGUCCUGUCGCGCGACGAGGCGCAGUUCCGGGACGCCGGCGAGUUCCGGCCGGAGAGGUUCGACGCCGGCGGCGAGGAGGAGCGGCGGCGGCACGCGUACGCGCACGUGCCGUUCGGGCUGGGCCCGCGCGCGUGCCCGGGGCGGCGGUUCGCGCUGCAGGAGGUGAAGCUGGCCAUGGCGCACCUCUACCGCCGCUUCGUGUUCCGCCGGUCGCCGCGGAUGGAGUCGCCGCCGGAGCUCCAGUUCGGGAUGGUGCUCAGCUUCAGGCGCGGCGUCAAGCUCACCGCCGUCGAGAGGCGCCACGCCGCCGCCGCCUAGACAAGCGCAGAUCACCUGCAAAAAAUACUUGUUGCAACAUUUGGAUCUUUUGUACAAGGAAAAGAUAAACAUUGUUACAGUUGUGACUGCGAAGUAGUAGUGCUAUCAAUGAUAUCGUAUCAGCAGAACAGUAUGUGAGAAUGAUAUUAUCUGUAAAAAAUUAUGCUACCUGAUGAUGCAGAGUACAUGAUGAGCCAUCAUGUAAGAGAGAACAAAACAGUGAAAACAGUACUCUAUUUGUCACUGUUAGUUUUAGUAGGAUCAGCAAUCCAUGUUACAAAGAGGGAAGCAAAAAAGAAAUAAGAAUUAGCAUCAUUGUAUUGGGGAGGA